Molecule: messenger RNA, 3219 nt
Organism: Amblyraja radiata (thorny skate)
Lineage: Eukaryota; Metazoa; Chordata; Chondrichthyes; Rajiformes; Rajidae
Gene: angel2
Product: angel homolog 2 (Drosophila)
Exons: 11
Coding region: 1275-3080 (601 amino acids)
Biological process (GO): 3'-UTR-mediated mRNA stabilization
Molecular function (GO): mRNA 3'-UTR binding; 3'-5'-RNA exonuclease activity
Source: RefSeq, a predicted model, not a curated record
GAUCCUGUGCGUCCACUGUGUGGCCUCCCCUCCUCUUCCAGUUAUUAUCACAUUUUGCACAUCAGGGGCUGUGCUUUUAUUUGCAUGGAGGUCGUUUUCAAAAAUUAGAGUUCGCGAUCUAAAUCUACCAUUGCGUGUGAUGGAAAGAAGUUUCGACCUGGGUUCUUGGGUGCAUCUUCAAAAGGAGUGGCUCAACUGAUCUCUACGCGGAGCUUUCUGCAGGCAAUGUUUUCAGUACAAAUGUUUCCUCGAGAGAGAUAGCACAGUGGAAAGCAAAGGUUAUAGAGGAGCGGAAAGCGACGAAAUAAAAAAAAAUUCCACCUAUAAACUAGAAGCAAUACCAUCUGUACAUCUUUGGAAUGUGUGAGGGAACUGGAGUCUCCAGAGGAAAUCCACAAAAUCACAGGGAGAACAUGCAAACUCUGCACAGGCAGCACUAAUGCUCAGGUUUGAAGUCAGGUUGCUGGUGCCUUAAGGCAGCAACUGUAUUAUUGGUGCCAUUAUGCUUUAUUCGCCAUGCAUGUUAAUACUGUGUUACUCCAGUGACCUUUAUUGUUCAUCAAGUGUUACUUCAACAGGCCUUUGUUAUGCAUUAAACAUAAUUUCAAAUUGAGAUCAAUUCAAAUUCAAAUCAGGUGUGGACUUAAAACACAUGGGUUAAGAUCAACAAUGUUAUUGGUAAUGUUAAUGAGAUUGGGUAGACAUUUCAAACGAACACCUUUUAUAUGAUGUUAGUUAAUAUACACUCGUUACCCAUCAAUCAGAAGAAGGGUCUCGACCAGAAACGCCACCUAUUCAUUCUCUCCAUAGAUGCCACACCCGCUGAGUUCCUCCAGCAUUGUCUACCCAUUUGUUCGUGUGUUUUAAGGAGAGUUGUUGUAUUCUGUCAUAAAUCCACCCACAGCCGAUAUAACUCAACAUCAAGGCUGUAUCUUUUUUAAAAAAAGACAACUUGGUGUUUUACUGGGACUGAGCACACGGAUUAACAAAAGCUAGUCUGUUCAAAGAUUGCCUUAGUUCUAGGUUAUGAUUCCUUUGUGGGGCCCGUUUCCCCUGGGUAUUAAUUACGUUAAUUCCACCCUCACAAAUGGUGUAUUUUCAACAGAUUUAACGUUUCUUUAAGGAAGGAAUUACCAUCAAAUAGGCUUGUGUGAUUGCUACCGACGGGAACAGCGUUGACCAGUGCGACAACACUAAAAGUAGCAAUGAUGGGCAUCUGUAUUUUGACUUGCUAGAUACCGGACGAAAAGAAUUUGGGAAGCAAUUCUUGAAGAAUGAAUGGCCGUAGAUUUAUACCUUUUGGGUACUCAGCUGGGCUGAAUACACAUGACAGAAGAGGCCACCACAUGAUUGCUCGUCAUCUACAGAACUUAGGAAGAAGCAAUAUUGUUCACUUAUCAGCUCCUCAGUGGUCUCAUCACAUUCCAAACUUCUAUCCUCAUUGGAUGUCCAAUUGUUCUCCUUGGAUAAUUAAUCCAUAUGGUUUUGGAAGUUCUCGCCCCUUCCAUUGGACUCCAUAUUUCAACUGGAAUCCUUCUUUCCAUCAGAGACCACCAUUGUCCUUUUAUGGUGAUUCGUGGACAAGGGGUGGAUACGCACCACAAACUUCUAAUUCUUACACAAGUCGAUCAUCAGGUUGCUCUAUGGAGGCGAAUAUAGAUGCACCUCAAAGUAAACGGAGAAAGUGUGAUCCAGCAAAUAAGGAGGAACUUAACCUUUCAGAAUCAAAUGAAACAAAUCAUGCAGCACAGGACAAAACUGACUUUGUUGCUCCUCAUGGCAUGGAAUUGGAAAACUUGUGUUGCUCCAACAUAGCCGAAAGUCAAGAAACUGGAGCUAUCAAAGUAGGGGCAGUACAUAGAACAUGGGAGGAUGUUACUUCAUUGUACAAGAGCAGCCAUGAUACUAGUGAAUCCAACGAAAACUCCGAUGGAAAACAAAGGGAAGCUUUUGAUUUUUCUGUCCUGUCGUAUAAUAUUCUGGCACAAGAUUUAUUGGAGGACAACAGUCACUUGUAUAGACAUUGCAGUCAACCAUUAUUGCAGUGGGGAUUCCGAUUUCCUAACAUCCUUAAGGAACUGAAACAGCUGGAUGCAGAUAUCAUGUGUUUACAAGAAGUUCAAGACAACCACUAUGGAAUGCAGCUGAAGCCAAUACUGGAAUCAUUAGGUUAUCAUUGUGAGUACAAAAUGCGGACAGGAAACAAACGAGAUGGCUGUGCCAUUUGUUUUAAACGUUCAAAGUUUUCACUCGUCUCUGCUAGCCCAGUGGAGUUUUAUCGUCCAAUGAUCCAGAUACUAGACAGAGACAAUAUUGGACUUGUGGUAUUAUUACAACCAACUCUUUCUCAGUCUGCUGCUCGUGUGUGUGUGGCAAACACUCAUCUCUUGUACAAUCCACGUCGAGGGGACAUCAAGCUCACUCAGCUUGCAAUACUCCUGGCUGAAAUCAACAAACUGGCGUCUGAUGGGAAGGAUGGACACUGUCCAAUUAUUCUAUGUGGGGACUUCAACUCUGUCCCUGAUUCACCAUUGUACAAUUUCAUUAGGAAUGGGAAACUCAUUUACGCAGGACUUCAAAUAGGAAAGGUGUCAGGUCAGGAAACAGGUCACAGGGGCCAGAGAGCUUUGACAACCCCACUUUGGCCUCCAAGUCUUGGAAUUUCAUCAGAAUGUCAAUAUGAAACAAUGAAGGAUGCAGAGUGUCCUGUAGAUGGUCUGGACAAUUCAGAAAAGCUGAUGGCUGAUAUAAAGAAUUAUCCCAUGGAUCAACAGACUGCUUCUGCAAUUUGCCACAAAUUCAAGCUACUUUCUGUGUACUCCCAUUAUCUACCUGGGAGCAAUAAAACAGAGGUCACCACUUGUCAUUCCAAAUCUGCUGUCACCGUGGACUAUAUAUUUUAUUCAGCAGCAAAACAUAAUGGAGCUGCAAUGUCAGGAGAAGAUGGUCACUUGCAGCUUCUUGGGAAACUUGCACUACUUACAGAACAGGAUCUUUGGACUGUAAAUAGAUUACCCAAUGAAAACAACUCAUCAGAUCAUCUCCCUUUGUUGGCCAAAUUCAGACAAACUUUGAUAUGAAAGAAAGUUGCCAGUAAUUUUUUCCUUCUGUUCAGUAUUUGAUCAAAAUGUGUAUUUUAUGGGAUACAGCAUUUAUGUGUGUUUUUUGGGCUUUGAUAGAUUUCUGAAAGAUUUUAAAUAAAGUUUUUUUAAAUCUCUG